Messenger RNA from Xenopus laevis (African clawed frog), 985 nucleotides. RefSeq names its product esterase D L homeolog (gene esd.L). Gene Ontology annotation, molecular function: S-formylglutathione hydrolase activity; hydrolase activity, acting on ester bonds. The coding region runs from base 46 to 894 and encodes 282 amino acids. Gene Ontology annotation, cellular component: cytosol; cytoplasm. Lineage: Eukaryota; Metazoa; Chordata; Amphibia; Anura; Pipidae. Gene Ontology annotation, biological process: formaldehyde catabolic process. The transcript has 9 exons. The record is from RefSeq and is marked provisional.
CGGAGUUCUGGGAGAGUGUGGAGCUGAUUUGCAGCAGGGUUUAAAAUGGCCUUAAAGGAGAUUUCAAGCAACAAGUGUUUUGAGGGAUUCCAAAAGGUGUUUGAACAUGACAGCACUGAACUGAAAUGCAAGAUGAAGUUUGGAAUUUAUUUGCCUCAGAAAGCUGAAAGCACAAAAUGUCCUGUUGUUUACUGGCUUUCAGGAUUAACAUGUACAGAGCAAAAUUUUAUCACAAAAGCAGCUUUUCAUCAAGCUGCCUCAGAGCAUGGACUUAUCAUUGUAGCACCUGAUACCAGCCCACGUGGCUGCAAUAUAGAUGGAGAAGAGGAGAGCUGGGAUUUUGGUACAGGAGCUGGCUUCUAUGUCAAUGCCACUGAAGAUAUUUGGAAAACAAACUACAGAAUGUAUUCAUAUGUAGUAGAUGAGCUUCCACAUCUUAUAAAUGGUAAUUUCCCAGCGGAUCCAGAUCGGGCCUCCAUUUUUGGCCAUUCUAUGGGAGGGCAUGGUGCAUUAAUCUGUGCGCUAAAAAACCCAGGGAAAUAUAAGACCGUGUCAGCAUUUGCACCCAUCUGUAAUCCCAUUCAGUGCCCGUGGGGCCAAAAAGCAUUCAGCGGCUACCUGGGACCAGACACCGGCAAAUGGGAGGCAUAUGAUGCAACCCAACUGGUGAAGAAUUAUUCUGGCCCAAAACUGGAUAUAUUAAUUGAUCAAGGAAAAGAUGACCAGUUCCUCGCUGCCGGCCAGUUACUGCCAGACAACUUCAUUGCCGCUUGCACAGAGCGCAAGAUCCCCGUUGUUUUUAGGCUGCAAGAGGGAUAUGAUCACAGCUACUUCUUUAUCACCACUUUCAUAAAUGAUCACAUCAAGCACCAUGUGAAAUAUCUUCAUGCCUGAGAUGAGGGAAUGAUCAAGGUUUGAGUUGAUAGUAUCGAACCACAACAGGUUUAUUCUGCCAUACAAUUAAAUUGCCAUUUAGUACAAUGAA